AUGUUCUGCCUGCGCAGCUGGCUCCCGCUCCUAUUUAUACCCACAAAUGCCUCGCCAGCAUUUAUACUCCUCUUCUUUAUCUGCACCUACUUUCUCAACAGGCCGUGCUUUUACUGCUCUUUCUUGCUCUUGAUCCUCUUCCUGACGUCCUGCAAUUGGAGCGACCGAUGCUUCUUCGACCUCUCUGCCAACUGGUUCCAGUCGCGCACAUCUCCAGUCGAACCAGGCACUGGCGACUUGAGCGAUGAGAUCAAGGCUGCUAUUUCGGUGGCAGCUCACGUCGUAAACACCACGGCUGAAGCCGUGGCGACAGCAACCGCAGAACAUAUUGCAAAGGAGCGUGCUGAGUGGACCGGUCUUGGCAUGGAAUGGCUUAGGAGUCUCUUGGGCAAGAGGGAAUGGCGUAUAGAGUGUCUUGAUGUUUAUGUACGCUUAUAA
Messenger RNA from Pyricularia pennisetigena, 438 nucleotides. RefSeq lists its product as uncharacterized. The transcript has 2 exons. Bases 1 to 438 code for a protein of 145 amino acids. The record is from RefSeq and is a predicted model, not a curated record. NCBI's taxonomy places the organism in Eukaryota, Fungi, Ascomycota, Sordariomycetes, Magnaporthales, Pyriculariaceae.